Molecule: messenger RNA, 1852 nt
Organism: Fusarium redolens
Lineage: Eukaryota; Fungi; Ascomycota; Sordariomycetes; Hypocreales; Nectriaceae
Exons: 3
Coding region: 90-1844 (584 amino acids)
Biological process (GO): regulation of DNA-templated transcription
Cellular component (GO): nucleus
Molecular function (GO): zinc ion binding; DNA-binding transcription factor activity, RNA polymerase II-specific
Source: RefSeq, a predicted model, not a curated record
AUUGCCCGACCCGUCUGCUGCAUUUUGUCCGAGUUUCCCUCUCUCCUUUGUCUUAUCCACAUAUCUUCCCAUACCCACAUGAUAAGGGAAUGACCUCUUCUUCAGGCCCAAAGCGGGCUUGCAAGCUAUGUCGUCGCCGCAAAGUCAAGUGUGAUGGAUGUCCGACUUGUAGCAACUGUCGAGCCGCAGGGACAGCUUGCCAGUAUGCCCCUCCGAAGAAAAGAGGUCCCAAGCCUGUUCGAUACUGCAGCAGUAUCUCAGACGAUACCCCAACUCCGAUAUCACCUCUCACCGAUCCAUCCGAGAUCCUCGAGGAUCCGUCACUCCCCUCUCCAGCGACCUGCCUCCAACCAACCACAGCUGUGAGCCAGACAGGGCAUGGCUGUAUCAGCAGCAGUCAAGGGGCGAGACCAGCAUCACUGGCGGAGAGUCAAACCGAAGCUGCUGUCAGAAUCUUUCUUGAUUUCUUGGCAGGGCUGCAAACUCCUGCUUCAGUUGAAUCCUCGGUAUCGAUUGCUAAUCGCUGCAUUUUCCUAUACACUCGUUAUGUGUUCGGGUCUGUUCCUCUUUGCCAUGAAGCCUCACUGCGAGCAACAGUCACUCGAUUCUUCGACACACAACAGCAUUCGCCUUGUGAAGAUGCCCUGGACACUUACAGCUGGGCACUGAGCUGCUUUUCAUCCGAUGAUGAGUAUAGCGAGAUUGAGAAGCUCAGGAGCCUGACACUUCUCCUAGCCCUGUGUGCGGCUGUGUCAUAUGCUGUUCCCGAGUCCCUAUUGCCUACUAAGCAUCUCACAGCGCCGCUGUUCCUUAAAACAACGCGAGAGCUACUGAAUAUAUACCACGACUACGAUCUCGAGCACCCUGACUCUUCGUCGCUCAAUAUCCGCAUGUUCUUGUCAUCGGCUAUACAAACUUCUACGGGCACUAACGGUGUGGCCUUUCAUAUAUUGAGCGAAGCGGGCCUACUUGCGAUGAGAAUGCGUCUCUACUGCGAGACUUCUCUUGAAGGAAGAAACCCGAUCGAGCAGCAAAUCCUCCGAAACGUGUUCUGGCAGCUUUACGUGUGUGACAAGACUGUCUUAGUAAUGGGAGGCCGUCCCGUCUCAAUCCAUGAGACGUUGUUCGACACCCAGCUAAGUCUAAAGUCAAGCCCACCAAGCCCAGUGACACUCUUUGAAUAUGGCCCAGAAUCCAGCGGCGCCGAGAUAGAAGGGCGUCUCAUGGAGGGUUUUCACAUCAUACGUCGUCUAUGGGCCAUGGCUGCACGAGUCAUCCGAGGCAUGGAGUCACGAUCCACCGGGCAUACAGAUAAAUUUACUGAGCUGUAUCAAGAAGACAUGGCUGAGCUAUCCAAGGCAUACUUCGAGAUAAUCACCCUAACAAACUGUUUCCCUGCCUGGGAUCCAUCACCAGCUGCAUUGUCACCCUAUACCGACCGAGAGGUAGACACAGGUCUAAAUGACAUCCUACAGCGGCAAAAGACCAGUUAUCUGAUUUCUCUACACUCGAUCAAGCUCUUCGUACUGAACUCGGCUAUUUCAUGCAAUAUGACCCAGAUCAUGGGCCUAAGCGCGGAGUCUCUUCCUCUCGCCAUGAGACUAAUAGAGCUAGCUCAAGAUUUCUUCAACGUCCUCGAAACCAUUCCGUUUCUUCAUCUCCAAGCCGAGGGGGAGCAAUGCGCCGAAAAGAUUAGGCGUGUUGGCAGUUUACUGCUCGAGCUUGCGCACAACUAUGAUGAGGAAGUUGUUACGUCCCGGGCAAGCCAGUGCGUACAGCGCUCAGUCAACCUGCUUGUCCGGCUAGAUUCAAAGGCUUCCGAUAGCAUUGGUGGUUUAAUAUAAUAAGUAGC